Messenger RNA from Nelumbo nucifera (sacred lotus), 2250 nucleotides. It is a transcript of the gene PKP-BETA1, whose product is annotated as plastidic pyruvate kinase beta subunit 1. NCBI's taxonomy places the organism in Eukaryota, Viridiplantae, Streptophyta, Magnoliopsida, Proteales, Nelumbonaceae. Gene Ontology annotation, biological process: glycolytic process. The record is from RefSeq and is a predicted model, not a curated record. Gene Ontology annotation, molecular function: potassium ion binding; pyruvate kinase activity; magnesium ion binding.
ACCUGUUUUGAACAGGAAAGAUUAAGACAGCGAACGGAAAUCUAUGUUCCUUCGAUACUUACGAAGUUUUCGCUUCUUCUCUUAAGUUCAGCCAUCACUUGGAGGCGAUUUCUUCGAAGAGAACCAUAGAAGGAAGCACAGAAGGCAUAAAAGACCACUCGGUCCGCUCCGUGACCUCCGUCUAUUCUCUCGAGCAUAGGUGCUUUAAUCUGCAAUGGCGCAAAUAGUAGCAACUAGAUCCGUUCAUGGCUCCUUUGCGUAUCCUAGUCAAGGAUCCACAAAGAUUCCAGCCGAAAAGCUAAAGACUUCUAGUUUUCGGGCCAAGUUUUUUCCUGGAAAAGAACGCAAGAGUAACAUAGCUUUCCGCAGCAUUAUGGCAAUGGCCAGGAGAUCUGCUCGAGCCGAGUCAGAAGUUCUCCCGAUGUCGCCGGAGGAUACGCCGAAGAGAGAGGAGGAAUUUCAGCACCUCCAUGGCAUUCAACAACUUGGAGACACAUCAGUGGGCAUGUGGUUAAAACCAACGGUUCGACGCAAGACAAAGAUUGUCUGCACUAUUGGUCCUUCUACCAACACACGAGAAAUGAUAUGGAAAUUAGCUGAGGCUGGUAUGAAUGUUGCUAGGCUAAAUAUGUCUCAUGGGGAUCAUGCAUCUCAUCAGAAAGUCAUUGACCUGGUUAAAGAAUACAAUGCUCAAUCCAAGGGCAAUGUAAUUGCCAUCAUGCUUGAUACCAAGGGCCCUGAGGUUAGAAGUGGUGAUUUACCACAGCCAAUCACAUUAACAAGUGGCCAGGAAUUCACUUUCACGAUUAAAAGAGGCGUUGGCACAGAGACAUGUGUCAGUGUAAACUAUGAUGAUUUUGUUAAUGAUGUAGAAGUGGGUGAUAUGCUUCUUGUUGAUGGGGGAAUGAUGUCAUUAAUGGUGAAGUCCAAAACGGAAGAUUCAGUGAAAUGUGAAGUUGUUGAUGGUGGGGAACUUAAGUCAAGGCGGCAUCUGAAUGUUCGGGGGAAAAGUGCUACACUGCCAUCCAUCACUGAAAAAGACUGGGAUGAUAUUAAGUUUGGAGUGGAUAAUAAAGUAGAUUUCUAUGCUGUUUCCUUUGUCAAAGAUGCAAAAGUGGUCCAUGAAUUGAAGGACUUUCUGCGAAGUUGUGGUGCAGACAUACAUGUGAUUGUUAAAAUUGAAAGUGCAGACUCUAUACCAAAUCUUCAUUCAAUUAUUACUGCAUCCGAUGGGGCUAUGGUUGCCAGGGGAGAUCUUGGUGCUGAGCUCCCUAUUGAGGAGGUUCCACUGCUGCAGGAAGAGAUUAUUAGAAUUUGCCGUAGUAUGGGAAAAGCUGUUAUCGUGGCAACAAAUAUGUUGGAAAGCAUGAUUGUUCAUCCUACACCAACCCGAGCAGAGGUUUCGGACAUUGCCAUUGCAGUCCGUGAGGGUGCUGAUGCAGUAAUGCUCUCUGGAGAAACUGCUCAUGGAAAGUUUCCACUCAAAGCAGUGAAGGUUAUGCACACGGUCUCUUUAAGGACUGAAGCAACUAUGGUUGGAGGUGAAAGGCUUCUGAAUCUUAGUCAGGCCUUUAAGAACCAUAUGAGUGAAAUGUUCGCAUUCCAUGCAACCAUGAUGUCAAACACCCUUGGGACCUCUAUUGUAGUCUUCACCAGAACUGGAUUCAUGGCUAUCCUGCUGAGCCAUUACCGACCUUCUGGCACUAUAUUUGCCUUUACAAAUGAGGAGAGAGUUAGACAAAGACUGGCUUUGUACCAAGGGGUAUGCCCCUUGUACAUGCAGUUCUCAGAUGAUGCUGAAGAAACCUUUGCAAAUGCCUUAUCUUUGUUGCAGAAACAAGGGAUGGUGAAAGAAGGGGAACAGGUGGCUCUUCUUCAGAGUGGCAGACAGCCCAUUUGGCGUUCCCAGUCCACUCACAAUAUCCAGGUAAGGAGAGUGUAGAUGAGGCAUCAGAUGGAAACGGGCAUAAAAUGGUUUCUGCUUCCCCCCACAAUGGAUUUGAGCUUUAGAAGAUGUACUGUUGUCUUGCUGGCCGUAUUUCUGUGUAGUCCUGAUCAUGUGGACAAAUGGUAUGUUCUACAACUUUUAUGAUGCCCUACAUGCUUCAUAGUCUCAAGAGCUAUCUGCAUUUUGUGGUUGUAAACAUACAAUGAAGAAAUUUUCUCGUUAUUUUCCUUCUCUUUUCUAUUUUUUGGAAAAGAUGCACUUCACUCAUUUUGACUUUGUGUAGUAUAACUUCUCUCAUUUUC